Striga asiatica is the source of this 513-nucleotide messenger RNA. The record is from the annotation of a GenBank genome assembly. Lineage: Eukaryota; Viridiplantae; Streptophyta; Magnoliopsida; Lamiales; Orobanchaceae.
AUGGGGGGAGGGAUUGUGAAGAAUGAAACGACUUUUAUGAGAACUGACUUUUUGGCCCGAGACAUUUUCGAACCGUUCGAGAGUCUGAGAAAGGAGGUGAAGGUUGCGGAUCAUCAAGAAUGGGCGUGGAGUAGGAGAGGGGUCAAGAUCGAAAAGCUUCUCCGCUUCGGAGGCUUCAGACUGGGCUUGGACGACGCGAGCAAAGAUGUUCCCAAAGGUGUUCCUGUUCCAGGCUUUAAGCGUACGCUUAAGCCUGGCGAGCUUAUGAAGAAGCUUGUUGAGGCCAGAAGAAGGGGAUGGGAUGGACCAAGAGUCUUUGACUACCUGGAGGAAAAGACGAGUGUGUUCUCCAUAGACGAUAGAAAGCAUGAAGGGAGUGGGGGAAAGAGGAGAAGAAACUUUCACGUGGAGGAGUUGACGAGAGGAGUGAAGAAUUUGAAUUUGGCAAUUAUGGUCACAGAAGAGCCAAAUGUGAUUGCUGGUAUUUUGGACGACUUGAUGGAGAUUGAAUAA